AUGAGCCAUCAAGACUUUACACCAAAGAAAUUAGUAAAAGAUGUUGAUCCAACGAAAGUUCAAAAGUUCAAGGAAUCAUUUAAUGGUGAAAUCACCAAAGUAUUGAUGGAAAGUGAUGAGGGUUAUGAAGCGAGUCUGAAAAGAUGGGCCCUAAAUGCAGAAAAAAAAGCUGGAAUCGUGGUUCAACCCACUUGUGUUGAUGACAUCACCAAAACCGUGAAUUUUGCUAAUCAAAAUAAUUUGGAUUUCGCCGUAUGUGGAGGCGGACAUUCAACUUCCGGAAGUUCAAGUUCCGAAGGAGGAGUUUUACUAGAUAUGAGAAAAUUGAACAAAGUUAGAGUUGAUGUUGAAAAGAAAUUGGUUUAUGCUCAAGGAGGAGCAUUAUUUGGUGAAGUUGAUCAAGAAGCUUGGAAACAUGGGUUGGCCAUUGUGGGUGGCGCGGUUGAUCAUACCGGAAUUGGUGGGUUAACUUUGGGCGGUGGUUUUGGUUACUUGACAGGUCAACACGGAUUGGUAAUUGAUAAUUUGAUGGGAGCCACGAUAAUUACCGCGGAUGGAAAAGUGAGAGAAUUAUCAUCCAACACGAAUGAAGAUUUAUUUUGGGCAAUUAAAGGAGCCGGAACCAAUUUCGGAGUUAUCUAUGAAUUUAUUUUUAAAGCGCACGAACAAAAAGAAGUUUUCGCCGGUCUUUUAAUGUUUCCUAUCGAUAAAGUGGAUAACCUCGUUGAAGCUACCAAUUUAUGGUAUAAAAAUCGUGGACCGGAUGAAACUUUGAACUUAGUAUUUGGUAGACUUCCUCCAGAAUUUUCGCCGAUUAUCGGUCUGAUGUUAUUUUCCAAUGAUCCAUCCGAAAAAGUAUUUAAAGAAAGGUUUUCAAUGUUUUAUAAAUGUGGAGAACCCAUUAUGGAACAGGUGAUGAGUAUGCCAUAUCCUAAGGUGAAUACUUUGGCAAAUCCAUUCAUGACCCAUGGAGAUCGUAAAGCAAUCCGUGGCGCGCAUUUUACUCAUCUAAGCAUCGCAAACGUUCGUGAGGUUUUGGAUUCUUACAUUAAAUUUACUGAUGAUCCGACGAGGAAUCAAACAUUUAUAUCAUUUGAAUUUUAUGAUUCCAAGAAAUUUGCUUCUGUGGCCGCUGAUUCCACAGCAUUUGCUCAUCGUAAACCAUUAUUUAAUGCGGUGAUAACUCAAAGAUGGGUAAAUGAACAAGAUGAUGAAAUCAUGAACGGUUGGUCGAAGAAUAUACAAGAGAUCAUUUGUAGGGAUGGGGACGGCGAGCAAUCCCUUUAUUCUAAUUUUGAGAGUACCAUGGACAAUACAGACAAUAAGGAAGAAAAGUUGAUAAGAUAUUUUGGUGCGAAUUUGGAGAAAUUGAAAGAAUUAAAAAGAAAGUAUGAUCCAAAUGUAUUCUUUAGGAAAGGACUCGUCAUUUGGCCGUAG
Molecule: messenger RNA, 1437 nt
Organism: Funneliformis mosseae
Lineage: Eukaryota; Fungi; Glomeromycota; Glomeromycetes; Glomerales; Glomeraceae
Source: the annotation of a GenBank genome assembly